GUUAGAGGCUAGGGAGUUUCCAGAGCGGACAGCUUUCGAUCUGAUGGAAGACGUACGAAGGGAAAUAAGAGGUGUGCAGCUAAGAAAUACGGUCUGCUACACUGAGAACUUUUUCCGGAUUUCUAAAUUGUAACUCGGAGUCAGCACCUACUGCUGGCUGAACAGGGUGAGCAGGGCUGAGACCGGAGGCUGCACUCAGAAGGUCGAUGUUUCUUUAUUUGCAAGUGCCUUUAGCAUUUCGGUCCAGCGAAGUUGGUGAUAGAAGGGAGACCAAUGCCGAUCCAAAGCAGCAAGGUGGCAGAUGAAGGGACUGCAAACUCGGCAAAGGCGAGAGAUGACUGCAGAGCUCUUGUGGACUCUCUGAACAAGGUAACGGGAUGCUACAAGCACCUGGCUAUUGGUGUAGGGGGCUCGUCGGACUGCACCAGUCUGAGGGAUGAGUUAAGGAAAACAAGGGAGAAAACCCAGGACCUGGCGGUGGUCAUCAGGAACAAGCUAACGGCGGUGCUUCGGGAUAAGAACCUGAGCAAGGUGGAGCGAGAUGAGAUGGAGCGCCUCUGGGUCAUCUUCUCCUCUAACCUGGAGACCUUUCAGAUGGACAUGUGCAAAGUGUUAGAGCUGGGCCAGGGCUUCCCUCUGUCGGGAACCGAGAAACCCUUGAUCCAGACCGGGAUGUCUGGGGGGACCUCGGAGGUGGCAGCCCGGGCUCUGAGCGUCCAGAACAUAGUUCAUGACACGACCAUGAACGUGGAGAACCUGGAGCUAGAGGAGCUGGAGGAGCAGAUUGAGAAGGUGGACAGGAUGAUGGAGAACAUGGAGAUGAAGGUCAAUGUCCUCAGGUGGACCGUGGAAGCCAAGGGAGACACGUACCAUUCCGUGCUCAGCAACGACGCCUCCUCGGUAGCCCUACUAGCAGAGGAAGAGGUGCGGGGCAGGCAAUGCUGUGACCGUGAGAAGUGUCUUAUGUCCGUGCUGUUUUGCACGGUGGCUCUGAUUGCUGUCGUAUUAUCGGUCUGCGUUGUGAACCUUGCAUGAUCGCUCGACCCCCACCCAUCCGUGGAGCACAGGGAGGCUGCGGGUCGUCCCACUGACUUUGCAAUUCACUGUUUACACAUAAAAGAAAGCCAAGGCUUCGACUGUUUGUUAGGUAUCCGGCAGUGAGUUGAAGACCUGAUAAACAUGGCAAAGAUUUUUUUAAGUUUUCUUAAUACGUAUGCCAAAAAAAACUGAUCUGUGUAAGGACUAUAGAUGUUGUGAUUGGUCCUCCCCUUGUACAACUUUGCUGUGAUGUGAGUUACAUUUCAUUGACAACUGAGCUCAAUUUAAAAAUGACAAAGGUAAAAAUAACAAUCUUUAAAUAUUGCUUUUCUAGGUUUUACCAGGAGCAAUGGAAAAUAAAGUUUAAAAAUAGAAACCAGUUUGGGGAGGAGUGGAUUUUUUAAAAAAGUGUUGAUUCAAUUGUUUGCAUAGGAAGAGACUAAUAAUAAUCAAAAUGAAUUUAGAUGCUGAAGAAAUGUUUGAUAUUUAUCACUUUGAAAGGUAUGACAGAUACAUUUGGUUUGUGAUUGUUUUUGAGGUCAAGCUGUUAUUAAUAAUUCAUCCUUUUUUGCAAUAAUUACUGAUUUAAAGUAAGCAACUUAAAUAUCACAGCAAAGUGGAAAUUUUGAACAGUACAACCUACUUAGUAGAUAAUUUGAAUUGAGGAAAUUUGAAUGAAAAGGAGUAGACUGCGCUAAUACAAAUCAAAAGUAUGCAUAUUAAAAUGUUUUAAAAUAUCCAUGAAAUAGAAUGACUAAAGGAUUGAUUCCACAUGGAGCUUCCUUUGUAAAUACCAUUUUUGUACCAUA
Molecule: messenger RNA, 1847 nt
Organism: Carcharodon carcharias (great white shark)
Lineage: Eukaryota; Metazoa; Chordata; Chondrichthyes; Lamniformes; Lamnidae
Product: regulator of G-protein signaling 9-binding protein B-like
Exons: 1
Coding region: 274-1035 (253 amino acids)
Biological process (GO): G protein-coupled receptor signaling pathway
Cellular component (GO): neuron projection
Source: RefSeq, a predicted model, not a curated record